AUGAAAUAUGACUGGGGAUCUACUGUAGUUGUAGUCACAGAUGAGACGGUCGGAAAAUUUCUGGCAACGCUACGAGAAGCAAACCCAGGGAACGCCUACUGGCCCCGAGAUAUGAGGACUGAAGAAGGCUAUCAGCGAGCGGUAUCCUAUUUUCACAUUGUUCCUUUACUCCAAACCGUAGACCAACACAAUGCAUAUGCUUGGCUGGCAAUCGAAGUCUUGACCCCUACCUGGCAGGACUAUCUCUUUCCAGAUCUCUCCAAGGUCCUCUCUAUUGCGCAGCCACCGGAUGUUAUGGUUGGACUCGAUCAAAGAAACCAAACGGUGAUUUUUCAACCGAUGUUACACAAACCAGAUUCACUGCCCGCGAGCGCCGAGCUUUGCACUGAGUUACCCAGAAUGAUGAGAAUGGAACUCGAACAAAUCGUUAGCCAAUCCGGCCGUCAACAAUCGAAAAUUUCUGAACGAGCUGAAGAAUCAGUCCAUUCAGUUUUACAGCAAGACGAUCCUUUCAUGAAAGAGAGCGAUCUGAAUGGAAUGAUUGUGUACAUCCGUCUAGCGGUUGACGCCCUCUGUCAAGGUCUAUUUGGGGACUCGGUUCCUAUCAGGUUUUCGACUGGGCACGGCGAGCCCCUCAUCCUGUGGGAGACCAAGAGCCCGAGCGCCGGCGAAAAGCACAUGCAAACAAUGAUAUCUUCUCAGUCUAUCACUUUCUCCAAAGAUCAAGUGAAAUGGUUGAAUGAGCAUGCUGUUCUUGCUAAGCUAGCGUGGCAUGCCAUGGAUUGUGAUGUCAAGCCAUCCUGGGCCGUUAUCUUUGCCGGAGGCGUUUACAUGAUCGUUCACAUUUCGUACCGUAUCGAUUGCAAGAAGCAUUUACGACCAUUCCUACACUAUUCCCCAAUGAUUCCAUUAUACGACCGCACCCUGCCCAUUUGGAGUACUGUACUUUAUAUGGUGGUACCCGUCGAAUCCAGCGCAGGUAACUCGCUCGCAAAGAUGCUGACAGCGCCUAUGGAUGGUGAAUUGUCAUGCGAAGCGCCACCCGGGGGGAACCUUCGACCAAUCUCAUCGUCACUCGAGAGCUCUGAUGGCAUUCUAGUGUACACCGAAGGGUCCUACAUGGUCCCGAUGUCUCGUGUAGUUGAUUUGGCCUCGAAGGCUCCCGAUACAAGACUUCCUUUUCUCCUGCAGGUCACUGGAAGACCUCUGUGUGGUGGAAGCGGUCAAUUUUAUCGCUUCAAUGGCCUCCAUGUAUUCAAACUGGCCUAA
This is a messenger RNA of Serendipita indica DSM 11827, 1269 nucleotides long. Lineage: Eukaryota; Fungi; Basidiomycota; Agaricomycetes; Sebacinales; Serendipitaceae. The record is from the annotation of a GenBank genome assembly.